This is a messenger RNA of Penicillium argentinense, 1290 nucleotides long. RefSeq names its product zinc finger protein. The record is from RefSeq and is a predicted model, not a curated record. Bases 1 to 1290 code for a protein of 429 amino acids. NCBI's taxonomy places the organism in Eukaryota, Fungi, Ascomycota, Eurotiomycetes, Eurotiales, Aspergillaceae. The transcript has a single exon.
AUGCAGCGGCGCCAUCAAAGCAGCGACGAGUCUGGCACUCCCAGUUCUGCCAUCUCAUCUACCUUGCGUAAAGAUAUUGACCUUACGAACCGAUUAUCCGCCUUACUUGAUGCUGCACGAAAUGAAGAGCUGACAUCCGAACUGCAAAUCCUUCCCUCAGCAGAACCCCAUGAAGUGUUGAGCCGGGUUCUAUCGCCAAGUUCCGUUGUUUCUACAGCCUCCUCUUUCGCAUUUUUCAACAAGCCACAGCAGGCGAGUUCUGUUGGGUUUCGCAGUGUCGGGUUUGGCCAAUGUGGGAUUGUCUUUGAGCGGCCAGGACGCGCGUAUGUGGUCAAGAUCGCCCGCCCAUCAUUCGAAGAUGCCCUUUGGGCGGAUCUUCAAGCCCACUUGUCAGUGUACCACGCCUUCACAAACCAGCAGUCCGUUGAAGUACGAACUCCCAAAGUCUGCUCAUAUGUGUCAAAGACGAACAAUGAGUGGUGGGACGCGCAUUUUGAGCUUUUUCAUGGAUCCCACCUGUCCUUCCCUCUACCGGCAAUGGCGUUGAUCACAAAACGAAUACUUCCGCUACCCAAACUCGCUCGACAAGCUCUAAUAGAUGCCUACUGCCCUGCACCAUCGCAACUUGCUGUAAGGGCUCACGACACUAACCGUGAUUGUUUGGCACGAGUCUAUCUUGGCCGUCGCCGAGGUGUGAAUGACCCGCCUCCUGCAAACUUCACUUUAAGGAAUUUCAACUUGUGUCUGGAUCAGAUGAUCGAGCUCAACCUACCCAUCCAACAUUAUGCCAAAGCUAUCGGCCAGGCUAUGGCAAUUAUGCAUUGGUCAGCAAACGUGGAUUGUUACGACGUUGAAUUUGUCCUUGGUAGUGAAGGCGAAACAACAUACACCCAAGAAAUCUGUCGUUCGUCGGGGCUCAGCGUGGAACAGGUUGCAUCAAUGCCUCCUCACACAGACCUUGAUAAAAGGAUACGUACCAACUUUCGCCGCCGAACCACUCGUGUCUGGGUCCUUGAUUUCAAUUUGUGCAGUAAAUGGGAAGAACAAAUGGGUCUUGAAAGGCCGGAUGACUUAAUCGCUCAUCUCGUGGCAGCAUUCUUUGAAAAUGACCCGUAUUACCCUCGCCCAUCACAAGAUCUUGAACCUGGCAAGUCCCUCUGGUUCACGCUCAGCUCCUCAUACCGUGACGCAGCAGCGAGUGUACUGUCAGUGCCAGGGAAGGACCCACGACUCGCAUUGCUUCCGCAGAAGUUUCUUGACGCUUGUGUACUGCGACAAUCAGAAGGUUAA